AGAGAUAAACAUACGCGAAAAGAGAUAAAAAACACCAUGAAAGUUUAGAAGUCGUAAUUGGAGUGUUUUAAGCAUUUUAAUUUUAAUUUCGGUCAAGUUGCAUCAAUCUUGAAGCUGUUUUCGGCAACACCGAACUGAGUUCUCGCCUUUAUUGUAUCUUCAUGUGCCCAAGAACAUCAGAAUGCAGAGUGUCAUCAAUACUGUGAAAGGCACCGCUCUUGGGGUAGCUGAAUAUCUGACUCCAGUAUUAAAGGAAUCAAAAUUUCGGGAGACUGGCGUUAUAACCCCGGAAGAAUUUGUCGUAGCAGGUGACCAUUUAGUCCAUCACUGUCCAACGUGGCAAUGGGCCUGUGGAGAUGAAAGUAAAGCAAAACCAUAUCUUCCUUUAAGGAAACAAUUUCUUGUCACCAGAAACGUACCAUGUUCACGCCGUUGCAAACAAAUGGAAUAUAAUGACGAACAAGAGAAAGUUAUCGAACCUGAUAGCGAAGGUGGUUGGGUUGAUACCCAUCAUUACGAUUUAUCUGGUGAUUUAGAAGAAAAAGUUCUAGAACUAACGUUAGAUUCAGCAGAAGAACAAUCCGAUGAAGGAGCAUGUAAAAGAAACAAUAUUUUCUCCAACGAUGUAAAUAAUGAAUCAAAAUCCAAUAAUAAUGCCGAUUCGAAUACGUGUAAUGGCGAAGACGAUGAUGAAGAUGACGAAGCCUUAGACAUGGAUGAAUACGAAGAGAGUGGAUUAUUAGACGCCGAAGACAAUACAACGGUUGAUAUUAGUCAAACACUUUCAAACAAGAAAGAAAACACCCUGGAAGGCGAAAUAGUAAAAACACGUACUUAUGAUUUGCACAUUACGUAUGACAAAUAUUACCAAACUCCUCGAUUAUGGAUAUAUGGUUAUGACGAGAAUCAUAAACCAUUAAGCGUUCAAGAAAUGUACGACGAUGUUAGUCAAGAUCACGCGAAAAAGACUGUAACGAUGGAAUCUCAUCCACAUAUUCCUGGCCCACCGAUGGCUUCAGUACAUCCUUGCAGGCAUGCUGAAGUUAUGAAAAAAUUGAUCAAUACUGUACUGGAAGGAGGUGGUGAAUUAGGUGUUCAUAUGUACCUGAUAAUAUUUUUAAAAUUCGUGCAAUCUGUCAUACCUACGAUUGAGUAUGAUUUCACGCAGAACUUCGCUCUGUAAUUUUCAUCAAUCGAUUGAUCAAGUAAUCUCGAAAAAUACAUUUUAUUACAACCGUUUAUAAUAUUAAGCUUUGUAAGUUUCGUUCUUUUUUUUUUUAUUUUCAUGUGCAGCUAUCAUCUUGUAUUUGUUACUUAAAAUUUACUAAACCAUCUGAAGUGUAUAGUGUAUUAAUAAAAUUAUUUGUAUUGUUA
Planococcus citri (citrus mealybug) is the source of this 1374-nucleotide messenger RNA. RefSeq names its product Autophagy-related protein 3 (gene Atg3). Gene Ontology annotation, molecular function: Atg8-family ligase activity. NCBI's taxonomy places the organism in Eukaryota, Metazoa, Arthropoda, Insecta, Hemiptera, Pseudococcidae. The record is from RefSeq and is a predicted model, not a curated record. The transcript has 7 exons. Bases 182 to 1183 code for a protein of 333 amino acids. Gene Ontology annotation, cellular component: cytosol; phagophore assembly site. Gene Ontology annotation, biological process: nucleophagy; autophagy of mitochondrion; autophagosome assembly.